Molecule: messenger RNA, 1044 nt
Organism: Brassica oleracea var. oleracea
Lineage: Eukaryota; Viridiplantae; Streptophyta; Magnoliopsida; Brassicales; Brassicaceae
Product: NAC domain-containing protein 86-like
Exons: 3
Coding region: 1-924 (307 amino acids)
Biological process (GO): regulation of DNA-templated transcription
Molecular function (GO): DNA binding
Source: RefSeq, a predicted model, not a curated record
AUGGCGCCGAUGAGUUUGCCUCCAGGUUUCAGGUUUCAUCCAACAGACGAAGAGCUAGUGGCAUACUAUCUGGACAGGAAGGUCAACGGCCGAACCAUUGAGCUUGAGAUCAUCCCCGAAGUUGAUCUCUAUAAAUGCGAGCCAUGGGAUUUGCCUGAGAAGUCAUUUUUGCCGGGGAACGACAUGGAAUGGUACUUUUACAGCACAAGGGAUAAAAAGUAUCCAAAUGGGUCUAGGACAAACCGUGCGACCCGAGCGGGUUACUGGAAAGCAACAGGGAAAGACCGUGUAGUAGAAUCAAAGAAGAUGAAGAUGGGGAUGAAGAAGACGCUCGUUUAUUACCGAGGAAGGGCUCCUCAUGGCCUUCGUACUAAUUGGGUGAUGCAUGAAUAUCGUCUCACUUACCCUACUUCCUCCCCUUCCAUCCAGGAAUCGUAUGCAUUGUGCCGUGUGUUUAAGAAGAAUAUACAAAUUCCAAAGAGGAAAGGAGAAGAGAUGAGUACUAGUGUUGGGAAAGAGGAGGAAGAAGAGAAGAAGAAGUGGAAAAAGUAUGAUGGGGAGAGGAUGGAAAGAGAAAGCGAGGAAGUGGAAAGCUUAAAAAUAGCAUCAGCGGAGACAUCCUCAUCAGAGCUCACUCAAGGGAUCCUUUUAGAUGAAGCUAACAGCUCAUCCAUUUUUGCCCUUCAUUUCUCGUCUUCUUUUCUCGACGAUCAUGAUACAUUUUGUGAAAACUACCCUCAGCUUCCCAGCCAUCCUCCUCUACAGCUCCAAGAUUUCCCUCAGCUCUCUAUGAACGAAGCAGAGAUCAUAUCUAUGGACAACUCCAAGCAACAAGACUUUCACUACAGAGACUCGGUAAAGGGGACACUUGACGAGAUCUUCUCUUUUGCUUCCUCCUCCGCCACCUUGCCCCCAUCACUUUAAUAUAUAAUCCUUAUUUUCAUAUUCACACUUCUUUUCUUAACCUACCGAAUUAUAUAUUGAUAAUUCAGAUACAUCGUUUUUCCUUUCUUUUUGUCUUCUGAAUUGGUGUUAAGUGUAACC